AUGAAAUCCACAUUCAAUUUGAAUGAUUAUUUAAACACAUUUACAUCAGUAUGGAAAUUAUUACAAGAAAAUUUAGUGAAUAAAUUAAAUGAAUUUUUAACAGCUGAAAAACAACAACAAAUUGACGAUAGUUUAAAGUUAAUUAGUUAUCUUAUUUCAAUCAUUGGUUAUAUAGUGAUCACAUUCAUCAUGAUAUUGAUCACAUUAAUUUUAGUCUAUUGUAUUUUGUAUACAGUUGAUGCUUAUGACAGGAAAUUAUUUAUGCAUCAAACUAACUUAAAAUGUAAGUUUAUGAAUUAUUAG
Schistosoma turkestanicum is the source of this 303-nucleotide messenger RNA. The record is from the annotation of a GenBank genome assembly. NCBI's taxonomy places the organism in Eukaryota, Metazoa, Platyhelminthes, Trematoda, Strigeidida, Schistosomatidae.